AUGUCUGCUCAGCUCAGUUCUCGUAAGAUUACUACUGCGGCUGCUACUACCGCCGUGGCUACAGCAUUUGCGGAAACAACUCAAAACCAGCCCCUAAUGGUAUUCGGAAAGACCGGCUUCACGUCGCUGCGGCUUCACAGCAGUAAGACGGUGAAUCAUAAUACAAAGCGACUUGUGUUUGAGUUUCCGGAUAAGGAUGCGAAGAGUGGACUUGUGUUGACUUCUUCUCUACUUACUAUCUCCCGUCCUCAGGGCAGUUGGCUCCCUGUUAUCAGGCCCUACACUCCUAUCAGUGAUUUUGACAACCCCGGCUACGUCGAGUUCCUAAUUAAGAAAUAUCCCUCCGGCAAAGCCAGCACCCACCUUCACUCCCUUCAACCUGGCCAAUUCCUCUCCUUCUUCGGUCCUCUAAAAGCCUACUCAUGGGCCCCCAACAAACACUCCCACAUUUACCUCCUCGCUGGCGGCGCAGGCAUAACGCCCAUGUACCAACUAAUCCAAGGCGCGCUGAAGGACCCCGAAGACAAGACGAAAAUUACAUUGGUAUUUGGCGUGAAUGCAGAAGAGGAUCUGGUAUUGAGGGAGGAGCUGGAGGGGUUUAAGAAGCGGUACCCUGGGCGGUUUGAGACCGUGUAUACUAUCAGUGAUGGGAAGAGUGAGGGGGAGGGGUUUGAGAAGGGGAGGAUUACGGAGGAAUUGUUGAAGAAGGUUAUGAAGACUAAGGAAUCUGGGAAGGAUGUAAAGGUGUUCGUUUGUGGGCCGCCGGCUAUGGAGACGGCGUUGAUCGGGUCGAGUGGAUGGUUUGGGGGUGGGAAGGGGAUUCUGGGAGAGCUUGGGUACACUAAGGAUCAGAUUUUUAAGUUCUAG
Aspergillus ruber CBS 135680 is the source of this 867-nucleotide messenger RNA. Its product is annotated as cytochrome b5 reductase family protein. The transcript is spliced from 4 exons. Gene Ontology annotation, molecular function: cytochrome-b5 reductase activity, acting on NAD(P)H. The coding region runs from base 1 to 867 and encodes 288 amino acids. Lineage: Eukaryota; Fungi; Ascomycota; Eurotiomycetes; Eurotiales; Aspergillaceae. Gene Ontology annotation, biological process: ergosterol biosynthetic process. The record is from RefSeq and is a predicted model, not a curated record.